CCGAAACCAUUCUUAAUGAUUCUCAAAAAUUGAAACUGAAAGUGUUAGAAAUCGAAACCGAAGUACCGAUUCCGGAUUCGGUUCCAGUGAUUUUUUGUGCAUCCUACUUUAUAUAACAUGGUUUUGUGGAAAAAACCAAAAAUUUCCUGAGUGAUUAACCAACGCGCCGAGUGUUUGGUCGGUGAGAAAAUAAUUUAGGACCUACGACUACAAGUUGUUACGGCCACACUCGUUUCCGCUAUCCGCACCCAGAGAAAGCAAACUCAAGCACGCUGAAAAGCGAAUCUUACUUAUAAAUAAAAAAUAAAAAAUAAAAAAUAAAAAAAGGUACACACUGAUGAGAGGAGGAGGAGGCUGCGUUUAAUGGUGGCGGUUUCGAAGGCUGUUCUUCAAUGGAAUUAAGCUUUUUCUCAACUUUGAAACCCUCAUUUUUUUGCAGUACUACUAUUAGUAGUAGGAGGAGUAUGGGACUUUCCAUGGAACUUUCUGCUUUCUCUUACCAGAAAUUCAUUCAUUUCGCUUUGGAUGAAACCAAACGCCAUACUCAUUUGGUUGCUUCUCCCUUACAGGAGAAUUUCAGUUCCAUGAUGGCCAUGGAUGGGAAAACAGAGCUUCAAAUGCUCUCAUUCCAAGCUUCCAAGAUUAGACUCCUCCGUAGUCUUUGCAUCGAAGGGAGUGGAACAAUGAAGGUUAUGGAUUUUGCUGUGUUUCCAGAACCAGAUUUCGAUGUACCUAUAUUUUGUGCCAACUUUUUCACUGUUUCUUCCAUGAACAUAGUUGUGUUGGACCUUAAUCCAUUGCAUGAUGUCGUCAGUCAAAGGGAUUACAGAGAGAAGUACUAUAAAAGGUUAAUGCCUCUUUCUCUCAAGUACACUGAGCUUUUGCCUUGGGGAGGAAAGAUUACCAGUGAGUCUCUGAGAUUUUUCUCACCAAUAGUAAUAUGGAGCAAGUUUCCUUCAAGCCAGGACAAUCACAAUGCUUUAUAUUCUGCCUUCAUGGAUUACUACAAGGCAUGGCUGGAGCUAAUUGACCAAGCAACAAAGGAAACAGAUGCUUCUCGAAUCAUUUGCAAUUGCGAAGCACAACAUAGGUAUCUCACAUGGAGAGCCGAAAAGGAUCCCGGUCAUCAAGUUCUGAAAAAGUUGAUUGGGGAGACUCUUUCCAAGGACUUGUUGAGGAACUUUCUCUUCGAUGGAAUUGACAAACUAGGCAGCAAAACAUUUUUGGAUUACUUUCCUGAGUACCAGUGUGAGGAUGGGACUAUUGUUGUGAAGCGAAGUGUUAUUGGAAAAUCAUUUGAAAAUCGACCGUGGGAUUCAAGUGGAGAAUUCAUUGGGUAACAAAUUUACAUAACUAGUUUGAAGUCUUUUUUUUUUUGUUCUUUCAUUUUUCAGUUAUAGAUAUUUGGUUCUCUAUAUUGCCCCUUAUUUUAUAGCCACCGCUUUCACUUUUCCUUGCUAAUCGUCCUCAUAUUAUCGCCAUGUUCUCUGUGAGUCUAGAUUGUGCAACGGACACUAUAACUGGCGGUUUGUUUACUCGAUAAAUUGAUGUUGUAGACAAUAUUUUCAGACAGUGUUGCGAAAUAUUUUCUCGUAUAUUAUGUUUCUUGUCAAACUUCAACAAAAAUGUAAAACAACAAUGGAGUACUGUGCCAUGAUAUUAGAUUAACAUAUGAAGAUCUGAAUAGCAUCCCAGACUUCAAAAUCA
This is a messenger RNA of Cornus florida, 1707 nucleotides long. RefSeq names its product phytochromobilin:ferredoxin oxidoreductase, chloroplastic. Gene Ontology annotation, biological process: phytochromobilin biosynthetic process. The transcript is spliced from 8 exons. Gene Ontology annotation, molecular function: phytochromobilin:ferredoxin oxidoreductase activity; cobalt ion binding. The record is from RefSeq and is a predicted model, not a curated record. Bases 393 to 1340 code for a protein of 315 amino acids. Lineage: Eukaryota; Viridiplantae; Streptophyta; Magnoliopsida; Cornales; Cornaceae.